Molecule: messenger RNA, 4632 nt
Organism: Lagenorhynchus albirostris (white-beaked dolphin)
Lineage: Eukaryota; Metazoa; Chordata; Mammalia; Artiodactyla; Delphinidae
Gene: C4H4orf50
Product: chromosome 4 C4orf50 homolog
Exons: 12
Coding region: 1-4632 (1543 amino acids)
Source: RefSeq, a predicted model, not a curated record
AUGGAGCCGACAGCUAAAGGACGGACUGAAAAAAGUUUCAGCUACGUUGUCAGAGCCCCCAGCAGCGAUGGGUUUGAUAUAAUGAACGUCGAUGUGAAGAUCGACACGUCCUGGAUCUUCCAGGAUGUAGAGGAGACUGGUGAGGAGCCGGGAUGUCUUCCAGAAGAAGCAGCUAGAAGCCCAGACAUGGACACAGGAACACUCAGGAAGCAACUGGAAUCCUCAGAACAGAAGCUGUUGGUAGCUGUGGACAAGUACGUGAUGUCAGAGUCUGGGCUGAGGAGCAGAAUUCAGGAGCUGGAGCUGUCGGAGAGGAAACUCCUCCAGAAGGUGGACCUGCUGAGCGCCCUUGUGUUCCAGGAGAGAAGUGCCUCUCUCCGGGCCCAGGAGCAGCUGGAGGCGCUGCAGGGGGAGCUCGCCAGCCAGGUUCAGGAGAAGGAGCGCGCGGCCCGGCGGCAGCGGUGGCGGCUGCGGCGGCUGCGGGAGCGGCUGCGGCGCAAAGACGAGGCGCUGGGGCUGCAGGCGGCGGCCCUGGAGCGCGGCCGGCGGCUCCAGCGGCGCCAGCUGCGACUGGUGCGCGAGCAGGAGCGCAUCCUGCGAGCGCAGGUGCAGCGGCUGGAGUUGGACGUGCGGCGCCUCUGCCACGCCGCGGGCCUCCUGCUGGCCGAACUGGACGCCCCGAACCAGGGUGGCCCCCGACCCCCGGGCCCGACCAGUCCCCGAGGCGCUCCCGAGGAGGCCGCGGAGCCGCGCGCGCUGCGGGCCAGGGCCGAGCGCGGCGAGCGCGAGCGGGACCAGGCGGCGCGCCGGCUGCGGGAGCAGCGCGCCACCGAGCGGCUGCUCCGCGGGCAGCUGGAGGAACUGCGCUGCUGCAUCUAUGGGCUGAAGCUGUCGGAGAUCGGCCUGCAGGGCCAGGUGGAGGAGCUCGCCCAGCAAAACAGGUGCCUGCGAGAGGAGCUGGGAGCCCAGGCCCCCCGAGAGAGAGCGCUCAGCACGGCUCCUGCUGGUCACGGUAGCCUGGAGGCCCUGGGCUGUGUUCAGGAUGAAUCGCUGCCCCUGCCCUGGGAGGAGGCUCCGGAUGCCUGCGGAAACCGAGGCCCUGACGGGGCCCCUGGACCAAGGGGCUCGGCAGGCCAGCCCUCCGAGGGGCCCCGCGCCUGGGACUGCAUCGGGGCUGGACAAAGCACUGCUGUCUUGAUCCCAGGCCCGGAGACCACGGACCAGCUCCCAGGAGACCUCGCAGGAUCUGCCCGUGGACAGUUUACUCCGGCUGAGCCCAGCUUGGGCGAACAGACUCUCCUUGUCAUCUGUGGCUGCCCCCCGAGGCAGGACAUGGACGGCUCACUCCUCCCGGUGGAGCUGGCCUGGAUUUCAGAGCAGAACCUAGCAGCCACCCUGGCCCAGGUGUCCUUCCUCCCAAUGCAGACAUGCACACGCCCUCCCUGGGGGCAGGCUGGGGACUCGGCUCCCCUGCCACUCCUGCAGCUGCUCCUGGAAGAUUCCCCAGAAGAACUGCAAGCCCAACAGGUGCUGGAGGCUAGGCCCCCGCCUGCUUCCUCCGCUGUAGGACACCCCAGCCGGGAUCAUCGCCCGGCAAGGAGCCACGAUGCCUCCCUCUGCCGGGAGUCCCCAUGCAUUUCAAAUCACCGAUUUCCCAGGAGAGGCCCCGAGGACCUAAAAGACUCUUGCAAGGAGGGAGGAGGAACCCCAGGGCGGAGACUGGAGAUGCGGGAGGCGAGGAGGACCAGCGGCAGGAAGGAGGACGACCUCGGUGCCAGGGCUCAGUCAAGUCAGGAAAGCCGUGAGAACCUGAGCCUGGAGGCUGGUGUCAGGGCCCCAGAGGGUGUAUGGAAUGAGCACGGGGCUUCCGAACCCCCGGCUGCAACCUCCUGCCCUGGGCCCAGGCGGGAGCUUCCACUGCCCCUUCUUCAGGGGGAGGCCUCAGUGUCAACGGAGGGUCCUGAAUCCCUGAGCAGGAGGGGGUUGGGGGGAAGGCAUGUCUGGAGCCCCCAAGAAGGAGGAGAAGGGGGAGAAGGGGGAGGAGGGCUUUCAUCAUCAGAGGAGGAAGAGGCCCCCACAGCCGCCUUCUCCAGGGCCCACGGCACCAAUGGGCCGCCUCCGGCAGGUGCUCCAACCCUUGCAGAGCAGGGCAGAGCCCUCAGGAGAGUUCUGGGCAAGGAGGAAGAUUGCGUGUGGUCUGGAAAUGCUCUGCUUCUCCCAGAGGAAAGCCCUGAGGACAAAGGACAGGAAGAGGAGGAGGAAUUGUCGCAUCUCCACGGGUCCAGCCCGGGCCACAGGGAUGUCCGGGAGGAGCCUGGCUCCGAGGACUGUGAAGCCAAGGAAAUGCUUUUCCUACUGCAGGAGGGAGGUUUGCCACCGUCUCCUGGAUUGGCUUUAUGGCUCGAGGGGGCCCGACCUACCAGUCACCCCCGGGCUCCGAGCAAAGGCCGUGAGGGAUCUGCGUUAAAAAUAGAGGAAUUUGAAGAGGAGAUGGAGGCUUGUUUCCAGCAACUCUCCAUCCUGAAGCCUGGGAGUGGGGGGCAUGGCCGGAAAGCUUCCUCGUUGGCAGGAGAGAACUGGAGCUUUGCUCGGAGAUGGUACAGCUGCCAGGAGGACGCGUAUCCUCAGCAGGCUUUGGCAAACCAGGAUCUCGAUAUUUGUUAUGCCAAGGAAGCAAACCCCGAGGAGCCUGAUGAAGACGUUAAGCGGGGAGAGAAUGAGGCCGUAGGCACCGGCGAAGUUCUUCCAGGGCCGGUGCUGGAUUUGGUCAACCUGAGCCCAGGCCCGCCAGAGGGGCCCUCUGAGUGGGGUCGGAACCAGCUCUCUCAACAGCCGAGAGCCCUCGAGAGAGCGAGGACGAGGUUUCGUCAGCUCAUUUCUGGAUUGAAGACGGAGAGAAGCAAAGUUUUACGUGACAACGCCAAGCUUCAGGUAGAUCAGGAACGAUGCCACAGAAAACUGCGUGUCCUGGAAAAAGAGAGGGAGAGAAAUGUGAAAAAAAUAUCUGCGCUCAAACAGGAUAACGGCGUGCUGUUAGGAGACAUCUCUCACGUAAAGAGGGAGCUGGACCAGUACGUGCAGGUCAUUUCUGACCUUGAAGACUGUAACAGGAAAAGUUACUGCAAAAUUUCUGAGCUCGAAGAGGAAAACGAGAGAUUGAAAGGGCACCUUGGGCAGCUCUGGAAAGUCAUGUCUGCGAGCAUCCGAAAAUCCAAAGGCGUGAUGGAGUGCAUCACCCUGGAAAACUGGGAGCUCAGUGCACUGAUUUCGGAGCUUGGGGUCAGUUAUAAAGAGCUGAUAAAGGAUAUAGUGCUGGGAAUAGAAGACAUGAUCCAAGCCUUCAGGGGGGAGAAUGAACACCUUCUACAAAGGAUCCAAGUCCUGGAGGGGGAAGUCGUGUGGGGGAGCAGCACAGAUGUGGGACCUUUGGUGAGAGCAGAGGAGUAUCUCCAGGGAAAAAACAUGAUGGCGGUGGACCAGGUGAACGCUGUAGAAAGGGGGGUGCAGGUGACUGAGCUUCCAGGGCAACUGACUGCAAGAGGCCCUGGGCCACCCUCGGAGCAGGAAAUGGGUCUGGCUGGAGUGUGGACGGAACCUUGUUUAGGCCUGGAGAAUUCCAGGUGCGGUGCUGAUUCUCCUGCUACAUCACUGGUCUGGGGAAACGCCGCAGGAUCCAGUGCCCUGCAAGGAAACACCGAUGGGGCAGGAGUGAACGAAGCACAUUUGGAGAAGGACGACAAAAGACCACGGUGUUCUGCAGACCAAGGGCGAGCUCUGAAGUCCCCAUGCAGUGGCCCCCGGCUCCAGGACCCUGAAGCUGAGGCUUCCAAGGAGGACCUCAGGCUGUGCGUCAGACAACUGCGUCACCAAGUGCUGACCCUGCAGUGCCAGCUCCGAGACCGAGGGUCUGCACACCAGGAGCUGCAGGCUUCUCGGGAUGAGGCUGCCCGUCUCCGGUGCGAGCUCAAGGACAAGCUUGAUGCACUUCAGAAAAAGCACCAGGAAGCAAAUUUGGCUGUGACUCCUCUGAAGGCUAAGCUGGCUUCCCUGGUCCAGAAGUGUCGGGAGAGGAACCACCUGAUCACACACCUGCUCCAGGAGCUGCACAGACACGGGCUGGAGAACCACCAGCUCUCCGAGACGGCAAGCAACAUGGUGAAUGACGCGGCGCUGGCUGAGUACGCGGCCACCUUCCUGGCUCCGGGGGUCCCACAGACGAGCCAUCACCUGGACGUCGAGUCUGAGAAGACAACAGUUGUCAGAGCUCAGAAAUACCUCCUGAAUCCUGAAAUGGACAGUGUCCUCCAAAGACCUUUGCAUUCAGAGUCCUGGCCUAUUCCAGAGGCUGAGUGGCCAGCACAGACAGCUCAACUGGGUUCUUUGAAGCUUCCCUGGCCCUCGGGGCCGAUGCCCGACCCUGGAAUGUGCCAGGCUUCCAUCGCUGUGGAACCAGGGCUCCCUGUACAACGUCUGCAAGAAAAAGGUGGAAUGUCCUGGCCUGACCUCCAAGCUGAGCACCUCCUGCCAUCCCCCGAGCUCCUGAGCCCCGCAAGGAUCCUGGCUUUGCAUCAAGAACUUCGACAAAGCAUCUGCAGCACUUCCCAGGUCAAUAAGUCACCGUUGGAGUUAUAA